UCUCCUUUGCUUAGCAUUUGUCUUGAUAACUGGAUAUUAUUUUUCCUAUUUUUCCAUUUCUUUCUGAUCUAUAAUUAAUGAAAAGUAUAUCUUUUGCGUUUUUUGCAUAUUUAGGUUGUAUUUUGGUAGCCGCUCUAGAAAAUGUAAUGAUAUCGGACAUAAAUGAACAAGAACAUCAAGUGGUAGAGUUAUUUGAAAAUGAAAGACCAUUAAGAUUGAGAAAGAUAAGGGGUUCUAAAGGUACUUGGAAUAGUAGAUUCAAUAAGGAUUCUAAUAUGGAUUACUUUGAAAAUUAUCCGGGAGUUGAUUAUUUUAGAAAAGAUGAUUAUGAAACUUUUCUUCCUGAAGACUAUCCUCAAGAUAACCAAUGGGUUGAGGAAAUUACCCAGAAGAGGGCGGUUACGGUACAGCUGGUUAAGAGGCAAGCAGCAGGACAAGCAGUAGGAAAUGAUGAGAUUAAGGAGGAACACAUUUUGAGUUUAAUUGUGAAAAGUGAUUAUAGUAAUAAUGAUAAAUGCAAGGAAAAGCUCGAAGAAUAUUGUGCUGAAUUGAAGAAAAUAGAUGAAAAAUUAGAGAAUGUGGAUGCUAAAGUUAAAGAACUUUGUAAAGAUGGAAAACAAGGAGAAAAAUGCAAAGAAUUAAAGAAAAAACUUGAAACUGAAUCGGGUACUUUUAAAACAGAAGUUGAAGAAGCAUUGAAUGGUCUAACAGAUGAGAAUUAUAGAAAAUGUGAAAAAAAAUGUCUAUUAUUAGAAAAUCUGGAUAAAGAUUUUAUAGAGAAGUGUAGUCAGUUGAAGAAUAAAUUUUAUAAAAAAAAGCGUCAAGAGGUAGCAGAAGAAAUUCUUUCUAGAGCUCUUGAAGUGGUGGGGGAGAGGGGGGGGGUUAAUGAUACAAAUAAAUGUGAAGAAAGAAUAAAAGGAAUUUGUCAAAGAUUAAGUGAAUAUAGUGAUGAAUUAAUGUUUUCAUGUCUUAAUCCAAAUGAGACGUGUAAAAGACUCAAAGACAGGCUGGAAAAUGUUUGCCAUUUAAUAAAAAAAUCACUUCAAAAUAAUGAAUUAAUAGAAAAAUGCCCAGAAUAUCUUGAAAAAUGUCAUUUUUACAGUAAAAAUUGCAACGAAACAAAAUGUAAAGAGGUUAAGGAACACUGUAAGAGUAAAAAAAUUACAUACAAAACUCAAGAAUCAGAUUUUAACCCAAUUAAAGCAAAAGCAUCAUUUUUAGAGAAGAUUGGACUGGAAGAUCUUUAUAAAAAAAUGGAAAGUAAAGGAAUUAUUAUUAGAAAACUACAAAAGAAGACGUUGCAGGAUGUAAUAAUAUUGUUGAGUAAAGAAAAUAAUGGAAAAGAUAGAGAAGAAAAAUGCAAAGAAGAGUUAAAAAAUUGUGAUAAAUUUAAAUAUCUAGGUAUUAACCUAGAACUUUUAUGCAAAGAGAGUAAAAAUAAGGACAAGAAAUGCAAAGAAUUACUGGAUUUGAAAAUCAGAUGUCGAAAACUUAAAUUUAAACUUUUCUUUGAAAAAUUAUCUACGGAAUUUGAAGAAGAUAAAGAUUCAAGCCUUUUUUCAUGGCAAGAGCUUCCAAGUUUCUUUACUAUCGAAGUUUGUAUAGAACUUGUGUCGGAAUGUUUCUAUUUAGAAAAUUUAUGUACGAAUAAAAUUGAUAAAGCAUGUGAAAAUGCGAGACUAGCAUGCUAUAAAAAGGGACAACAUAGGAUAUUGGAUAAAGCAUUUGAUAAUUACAUUAAAAAAGAAUAUGAUGAUGGUGUUUUUGGAAAUAUGUGUUCUAAAACUCUUUUAAUAAACCAUCAUAAAUUUAAUUAUGAUAUAAGAUACGUUAUAAAGUUUCUUCGAUUACGUGAAUAUUGUUUAGAACUUUUUUUUGAUGUUUCUCAUAAUUUGGAAGAAUUAAAAAAAGCUUUGAAUGAUGCAAGAAAACAUCUACAAGAAAAAGAUUGCAUUGAACUGAAGAAGCGCUGCAAUUAUCUUAGAAUUUAUUCAAAUGUUAUUGAUAGAAAAUGUUAUAUGCUGGAUACACGCUGUAGAUAUUCAAAACUUAUAAGAGAAUUUAGAACGAAUCUUUUAAAAAAAAAAAGUAAUAUAUUAGAAAAUCAAAACAAUUGUAAAAAGGCUUUGAAGGAAGAAUGUGAUAGGUUAAUUAGGAGAGGAGAGAAUGCAUUUAAUAUUUUGUGUGUUUUACUAGAAGAAACAUGUGAAUUUAUGGUAAAACUGACUAAAGGUGAUUGUGCUUCUUUAUCAAUUAACUUAUCGGAAGAUGUUAUAAAUAAAAUUAAAAAUGCAAAUGAAACAUUGAUUGAAGAAAUGUGCAAAUUAUGGGAUCCAUAUUGUGACCAAUACAUGGAAAAUUGUCCAGAAAUCUUAAAAAAUGAUCCCACUAGCAAUGGACAGGGGGUCUGUUUACAACUCAAAAAGAAAUGUGAUCCAUUCUGGAAAAAGCUGCAAUUGGAGGAAGAGUUGAUAUAUAAAUUGAAAAGUAGUUUACAUAGUCUAAUUAAAUGUAAAGAAACAUUAAAAGAGUAUUGCACUAAAUGGGAAGAAGAAAAGAAUCAAACAUUCGAUAGUGCAUGUAAUGAUAAAAAUGAUCCAAGUAAUUAUUUUAAGAAGACAGAAGUUUGCGAUGAAUUAAUUAAAAAAGUAAUCAAGAAAUGUCCUGCUUUAAAAAAUAAUCUAGAUAAACUGAAAAUCGAUUUAAAGAAGAAGAAAGACAACUACGAGAAGAUGAAACAGGAAGCAGAAAAUUCUAUUAAGAAAGCUAACUUACUGUUAUUAAGACCCAAGAAAAAUGAAAAUGGACAAAGUGCAGUAUCAAUUCUACAGAAUAUCAAUGCUUUUACGCCGGCAACACCCUCAGCAGCACCAGCAGAAUCAGCUUCUUCACAAGACAGAACGACAAAUACAACGAAACUUAGAUUUCUUCAGAGAACAUUUGCAGAUGAAAGGAUAUCAGAAUCAGAAGUAAAAGCCUUUGAUGCAACGGUAAUAGCAUUGGAAUUGUAUUUAGAAUUGAAAGAAGAGUGUAAAGCUCAACAACCAGACUGCGAUUUUAGAAAGGUAUGUCAGAACUUCGGAACAGUUUGUGAAGAUAUAGAGAAGUUGUGUGAGAUAAAACCAUUAGAAGUUGCGCCUUAUCAUACAAUGACAUCAACAAUGAUAUCAAUAUCAACAACAGCAGCAAUAUCAACAAUAACAACAACGCUGACAACGCCAACGGCAGCGAUAUUGACGAUAGCGGCAACGACAACAACAACGACAACAACAACAACAACGACAACGACAACGACAACAAUGACAAUGACAAUGACAACAAUAAAAGGAGGAAAAGUAAUAGAACAAUGUACAUUAAUUCGAACUAUAAAUACAUCGGUGACAAGUACAUCCUUACAUACGAGUACGGUGACAAGUACAUCCUUACAUACGAGUACGGUGACAAGUACAUCCUUACAUACGAGUACGAUGACAAGUACAUCUACACUAACAUCUACGGUGACAUUGAAGGAAAAAUGCAAUCCUACAAGAUAUGCAACAGAUUCAAGUAAAGAAACAAAAAUGAGGGAAGAAGUGAUACCAGGUGGAGGAAUGAAAAUAAGAGUUCCGGAAAUGAUAAAAAUCAUGUUGUUGGGAGUGAUUGUUAUGGGAAUGUUGUAA
Pneumocystis murina B123 is the source of this 3659-nucleotide messenger RNA. RefSeq lists its product as hypothetical. The transcript is spliced from 2 exons. The record is from RefSeq and is a predicted model, not a curated record. Lineage: Eukaryota; Fungi; Ascomycota; Pneumocystomycetes; Pneumocystales; Pneumocystaceae. The coding region runs from base 78 to 3659 and encodes 1193 amino acids.